GCCUCCAACGUGACCAAAAGUCCACCUCUACCAUCUCUGUCUACUUAUUUAAAAUCACCAUUCAGAAAACACUUCCAGACCUGACAGUCAAAACUACUAGUCGUCUCCAUCAAACGAUCAACUGAAACAAGUUCCAGAUACACAAUGGUGGUCUGUCUCAUUGGGCUUUCAUAUCUCAAAUUGGAAAUUCUGGGUUUUCAUUUCUGGAGGCUCAGAUUUCAAUAAACUUCUUCCACUUCAACAACAGCCAUGGCACUGGAGGUUUAUUGGUAUGACUUCGUGUGCUUUGGCAUUGUUGGUGUUUCCUUGUUUGGUGCUUUAUGGGUCAUUUGGAGGAGGGAAGGCGCUUCUGCAAGAUUCGAAGAUACAACCUUGUAUGAGAGCCUUCUGGUCACUAGACCGGACAGUGAGGUGUUUGUGAGUGCACUGCCGAGGGGUCAUGUUAGCACUUCUCAGCUAUGGACUAGUUGCUGGAAAGGGCUCCACCCAGGUUGGCUCUUGGCCAUUCGAUUUCUCUCCUUUCUGGCCCUUGCUGGGUUCUUGACUUGGGAUAUUGUCGAAUGGGAUGCUUCCAUUUUUAUUUACUACACCGAGUGGACUUUUACGUUGGUUAUGGUCUAUUUUGCGCUGGGAACUAUAGUGUCUGCGUAUGGUUGGUGGUUGUCCGCAAACAAACCCCCCUCUGAAAAUGGGACAAGGGCUGAAUCUGUGGUAAGGGAUGUGGAAGAGGAUAAUGGAAUCGCUAAUACUUAUAGGCAGAAAGGAAUUAACGGUACCAUCAAAUUGCAAAGCCACUAUGCUCAAGAGGAGAUUCAACAUAGAGCAGGAUUUUGGGGAUAUCUUAUGCUGAUUGCAUUCCAGACUUGUGCAGGAGCUGUUGUCCUCACAGACAUUGUCUUUUGGUGUGUCAUCCUCCCAUUUUUAUCAAAUGCUCACCUGGGCCUAAAUACGUUGAUGUGCUGCAUGCAUACUUUGAAUGCGGCUUUUCUUCUUCUGGAUACCUCUCUUAACAGCCUUCCAUUUCCUUGGUUCCGGCUUUCGUACUUUGUCCUUUGGAGCUGCAUCUAUGUCAUCUUCCAAUGGGUCAUUCAUGCAUUGGGUUUCCCAUGGUGGCCGUAUCCUUUCCUCGAGCUUAAUACACCAUGGGCUCCAUUAUGGUAUUUUUGUAUGGCUGUGGUUCACAUCCCUUGUUAUGGGAUUUUUGCUCUAAUUAUAAAAGCAAAGUAUUCACUUCUCCCCAAAUGGUUCCCCAACGCUUUUGUGAGGCCAAUCUACCGGACAUUCAACAAUGAACAUUUGCUUGGCUACGUCCUCAAAAAAUUUCUCCAAAUCAGUGAUUCUGCUUUUUCUGGGUUUGUUCAGAAAGAAAUGAGCAGUGAAGAAGGAGAAGGCCCUGGCUACUGGCUUCAAUGGCAAGUGCUGGUUUGUGCUCUGAUUGUUACUGUUCCAGCAGUGAUAGCUCUGAAAUUUGUGAAGAAAGCAAAGCAGCAACCUUUGAAUUCUGUGGACUUGUGGAGCACAUGCUGGAGAUCCCUCGAUCCUCUUUGGCUUCUCUUUUACAGAGCUUUGGUCUUCCUUUGUAUGGCCAAAAUGCUCUAUGACAUGGUCUCCCAAUAUGGACUUUUUACCCUCGUUUUCUACACCCAGUGGACUUUUGCGUUGGUUAUGCUGUAUUUUGCGCUGGGAACAAUUAUAUCUGCACAUGGAUGUUGGGUUGGAAGGUCUACUUACAGAGAAGAACAAUUGAAGGGUAGAGUCAAAUCGAAAAGCCACCAAGCUCGAAAUGAGAUAAGCCAAAGAGCAGGAUUCUUUGGAAAUCUAAUGCAGAUUAUGUAUCAGAUAUGUGCAGGUGCUGUGAUGCUAACAGACAUUGUAUUUUGGUGUCUCAUACUACCAUUUCUAACAAGCAUAGAAUUCGAACUGACCCUGUUGAUAGGUGCCAUACAUGCUGUGAAUGCUGUUUUUCUAAUAGGGGAUACCGCUCUCAAUAGGCUUCCAUUUCCUAAGUUGGGUUUUGCAUAUUUUGCGCUCUUUGGCUUCCUCUAUAUUGUUUUCCAAUGGCUCCUUCACGCCUCUGGUGUUAAAUGGUGGCCAUAUCCUUUUCUUGAGCUUAACACACCUUGGGCACCUUUAUGGUAUUUUGGAUUGGCAGUAUGGCACAUUCCCUGUUUUUGGAUAUACUCCCUAAUCGUCAAGGCCAAAUUUUCAAUCCUCCCAAACUUGUUUCCCCGUGCAUUGGACGACAUGGAAACAUUACAGACAUCAGAACAGAAAUAAGGAGUUCAAAAGGGUUGAGAGAAGACUCAGAUAAACAGGGUUGGGGUAGACACUAAAUGAGCAAUGAGACUAAGCAAAACAAGCAUCAUUCC
Messenger RNA from Prunus dulcis (almond), 2369 nucleotides. RefSeq lists its product as uncharacterized. The transcript is spliced from 18 exons. Gene Ontology annotation, cellular component: membrane. The record is from RefSeq and is a predicted model, not a curated record. NCBI's taxonomy places the organism in Eukaryota, Viridiplantae, Streptophyta, Magnoliopsida, Rosales, Rosaceae. The coding region runs from base 250 to 2277 and encodes 675 amino acids.